Messenger RNA from Pelobates cultripes (western spadefoot toad), 17457 nucleotides. The record is from the annotation of a GenBank genome assembly. Lineage: Eukaryota; Metazoa; Chordata; Amphibia; Anura; Pelobatidae.
AUGUUGGACAAUGAUACAUCGCAAUUCCCAGCAGGAUCAUUAGCAAAGACAGUCACAGACAUGAUGUUAUCAUGGAAGGGAGUCGUGUGUCUGCUGUUUGGGUUAAUCAAAGACUUCUCCAACGCUCAAGGAGACAACUGCCCUGGUGAGUACAGCUUGAUAUCCUUAGCUGCCCUAAACAUUCAAUGACCAUCUUCAUACCAGGAAGUAGCCAAACAGAUGGAAUUGUCUAAAAUGGAGAAGAAGAGAGUGUUGAGAGAUCUAAAAUUACCCUGGGUGAGCAUAUUCCAGAUUAGUGUAAUUCAUUUUAAGGAGAUUCUCCAAAUGGUAGGGGACAUUAUUUCACCUGCGUUGCUCUGAAGGCAUCACAGAAUCAUUUCUCACCCAGUCUGUCACUGAAAGGAAUAAGGUUAAAAAAAAUGUUUUAAUAAUUUUCAUAGUAAGGGCAGCUGAGGUACGGAAUUUACUGGCUAAUGACAUAGUCGAUGAGCUCGGUAUUUGAGAUAAAGUAAUUUCUCUUGUAGUACACAACAGUCUAUUGGAUUAUAAUAAUAUUAAUAGCAAAAUAAUUUCCGUAGAGAAUGUGGAUCUAGAGAAAAGAUGAUUGCGUUAAAGUCAAUAUGCAUUUUAAAGGACCACUAUAGGCACCCAGACCACUUCAGCUUCAUGAAGUGGUCUGGGUGCCUGGUCACGAUAGGAUUAACCCCUUUUUUUAAUAAACAUAGCAGUUUCAGAGAAACUGCUAUGUUUACACUGAGGGUUAAUCCAGCCUCUAGAGCCUCUAGUGGCUGUCUCAUUGACAGCCGCUAGAGGCGUUUGCGUGCUUCUCACUGUGAAAAUCACAGUGAGAAGACACCAGCGUCCAUAGGAAAGCAUUGUAAAUUCUUUCCUAUGAGACCGGCUGAAUGCGCGCGCGGCUCCUGACGUGGCUAGGAAGAAGGAGAGGAGGAGGAAAUCUCCCUGCCCGGCACUGGAGAAAGGUAAGUGUUUAACUCCUUCCUCUCCCCAGAGCCCGGCGGGAGGGGGACCCUGAGAGUGGGGGCACCCUCAGGGCACUAUAGUGCCAGGAAAACAAGUAUGUUUUCCUGGCACUAUAGUGGUCCUUUAACCACCGUUGAGGCAGAAUUGGAAUUUGCUGCAUUUAUUUGCAUUACUUGUAGUGAAUACAUUUAGGAAUUUGUAGUAGUAAAGGCUAACAGUGAUAUAGAAAGGGUAGUAGAUACCCGGAAUAGCCUUCUAGUGGGAGCAGUAACAGUGAUAUAGAAAGGGUAGUAGAUACAUGGAAUAGCCUUCCAGUGGGAGCAAUAAUCGUGAUAUAGAAAGGGUAGUAGAUACCUGGAAUAGCCUUCCAGUGAAAGCAAUAAAGGCUAACAGUGAUAUAGAAAGGGUAGUAGAUACCUGGAAUAGCCUUCUAGUGGGAGCAGUAACAGUUAUAUAGAAAGGGUAGUAGAUACCUGGAAUAGCCUUCCAGUGAAAACAGUAACAGUCAUAUAGAAAGGGUAGUAGACACCUUGAAUGACCUUCCAGUGGGAGCAGUAAAGGCUAACAGUGAUAUAGAAAGGGUAGUAGAUACAUGGAAUAACCUUCCAGUGGGAGCAGUAACAGUGAUAUAGAAAGGAUAGUAGAUACCUGGAAUAGCCUUCCAGUGAAAGCAGUAACAGUGAUAUAGAAAGGUUAGUAGAUACAUGUAAUCGCCUUCCAGUGGGAGCAGUAAAGGCUAACAGUGAUAUAGAAAGGAUAGUAGAUACCUGGAAUAGCCUUCCAGUGAAAGCAGUAACAGUGAUAUAGAAAGGGUAGUAGAUACAUGUAAUCGCCUUCCAGUGGGAGCAGUAAAGGCUAACAGUGAUAUAGAAAGGAUAGUAGAUACCUGGAAUAGCCUUCCAGUGAAAGCAGUAACAGUGAUAUAGAAAGGGUAGUAGAUACAUGUAAUCGCCUUCCAGUGGGAGCAGUAAAGGCUAACAGUGAUAUAGAAAGGAUAGUAGAUACCUGGAAUAGCCUUCCAGUGAAAGCAGUAACAGUGAUAUAGAAAGGGUAGUAGAUACAUGUAAUCGCCUUCCAGUGGGAGCAGUAAAGGCUAACAGUGAUAUAGAAAGGAUAGUAGACACCUUGAAUGACCUUCCAGUGGGAGCAGUAAAGGCUAACAGUGAUAUAGAAAGGGUAGUAGAUACAUGGAAUAGCCUUCUAGUGGGAGCAGUAAAAGUGAUAUAGAAAGGGUAGUAGAUACAUGGAAUAACCUUCCAGUGGGAACAGUAACAGUGAUAUAGAAAGUGUAGUAGAUACCUGGAAUAGCCAUCCAGUGGGAGCAGUAACAGUGAUAUAGAAAGGGUAGUAGAUACCUGGAAUAGCCUUCCAGUGGGAGCAGUAACAAUGAUAUAGAAAGGGUAGUAGAUACCUGGAAUAGCCUUCCAGUGGGAGCAGUAACAGUGAUAUAUAAAGGGUAGUAGAAACCUGAAAUAGCCUUCCACUCAAAGCAGUAACAGUGAUAUAGAAAGGGUAGUAGAUACCUUGAAUAGCCUUCCAGUAGAAGCAGUAACAGUGAUAUAAUAAGUGUAGUAGAUACCUGGAAUAGCCUUCCAGUGGGAGCAGCAAAGGUCAACAGUGAUAUGUAAAGGGUAGUAGAUACCUGGAAUAGCCUUCCAGUGGGAGCAGUAACAGUGAUACAGAAAGGAUAGUAGAUACCUGGAUUAGCCUUCCAGUGGGAGCAGUAACAGUUAUAUAGAAAGGGUAGUAGAUACCUGGAAUAGCCUUCCAGUGGAAGCAACAAAGGCUAACAGUGAUAUGAAAAGUGUAGAAGAUACUUGGAAGCAGCAAAUGUUAACUAAGUAAAGCAAUUGAAAAAUGGUGUGUUCAGUAAAGCUAUUCAGAAGAAGAAACUAGGAUAGUCAUAGUGUGAGAUUUCAUAAUGUUACUUGAGACGAAUGGAAACAGUGGAGGAAUAUGCAACAAGAAGGUCAGAUUGGACGAAAGACGUAGAUAAAUGGGAGGUGAAGACUAGAGGGAAACCCACUCUUUUAGAUGCUAUGAAGAUUUGGAGAGGGGAACCAGAAAAGUCCAGGUAAAUGAAGAUCUGAUGAAGCGAAAGUGGUCACGGAGAGCAGGAGCCAACAUUGGGGGCAAUAUAAAGUAUCCAGUGCUGACCUGUGUCACAGUGUCUUUUAUGCCAGAAAGGUUGACCAGGUAUGCAUCAUAUUGCUACUCUUUAAUUCUUGUUUUUUGUUUGUAUUUUUCAUUCAGAUGUCAAACUCUUCGAAAUCGGGGAUGUAAAUAGAGUGGCUUUCAUGCAAGGAUGUCCUGGUUCUUCUGGGUUACCUGGUGAAAAAGGGGAACCUGGACCAGAAGGGCAAAAAGGUAACCCAACCACAAAGGCCUUGUACACUCUAGCCACAUGCUACUUGAUUUUUCAAAGCACACAGCAAUGUCAAACAGAAUCAACCACUGUUAAAGAGACCCUCCAAACAUCUAAGUGCUUUAGUUGCCGAAGUGGUUAUGCAUAAAGGGUGUAUACUAUUUUUUCAUUUUGCAAACAGUGCAGAUUUCAAUAGAAUUUAGCACUUUUAUAAAUGAACCUGGUUACAUCCCAUGGCUGUUAACCAGACAACAAGUCCUGUUAUUUCCAGGUUUGGUUAGCUUAGCAAAGCUAAACUCAAGAGGCAGCAAUUGCCCAGAGCACCUGCCUUGCACAGACUUCUCAUUGAGCUGCAUAGGAAAGUCUGUGAUUGGACAAUCACAGAGAGUCUGGGCGUGGUUAGAAGGGGAGGGCUUGUCAAGGCUGCAGACAAGAGAUCUGCAGCUUUUACAAUCUGUUUUUAGAUAAAGCCCCAAUGGAAAAAAAAAUGCAUAAUUAAAUGCAAGCAUAUUUUCAUUGGAUGCAUAUCAACUAAAUAGUGAUUUUCUAUUUUUUAUUUAUUAGGGCAGUGAAGUGUUCCUUUAAUUCUAUUGAACUUUAUAUUAGAUUGUUCUGACCUGUUGGUAUCAAACCACCAAUGACGUUACAAUGCAGGUUAUCAUCUAAGCUGCUGGAUUCCUCUAAUAGUUUAUGAGAUCCAAUUUCCUGAUCAUGUCAUAAUGUCUCUCUGUUAUUAAUAUCCAAAAUCUCUUAAUAUGUCUGCUUUUUGUUAACUAAUGGGUUUUCAUUUUAUCCAAUUAAAAAGGUAUUGCUGGACUGUCUGGAUUUACUGGACCUCCUGGUAUUAAAGGUAAUUAUUAUAUAUUUAUCAGAGAUCCAAUAUUACCAUAUUUAAUAAGGGUUUGUGAAACACCAGAUAUAUGAAUGUAAAAUUGAUGAAAGAAUUUAAAGGAACAUUGUAAGCACCAUAAUGUCAGUAAAGUUUUUAUAGUGUCCCAUGGCACUUUCUUUCUAUUCAGAAUUAAACCCUUUUCAAUGUUUUAAUGCUAAACAAUAGUCCCCAGCAGCCCCUCCCCUCUGUGGUGAUUGGGCUACUGAGAAAGCUUUAGCCUGAGCAGCAAUGGGUGGCUGUGAUUGGCUGAGAGAGUCAGCUGACUGCUGUCAACCUAUCACAGUGCCAUUGCUGGGAUGAACCCGUACGGCUACAAGGAAGUGUGCAAUCUCUGCCUUAGCCACACCUCCAAUAGGGGCCGGGUUGUGGGAAUGCAUUUAGUGUUAAACUGCUCAAUGAUUGUUUAAAACUGAAUGAAAGGAUUAAAUGUAGAAAUCCACACCUCUUUCUUGCAACCAUGGGCAUUACCUGUAUAUCAUUGUUUAAGUUUUGUCCUUUUCUCCUUGCAGUCAACAUAGAGAAAGCAUACAGAAAAGAUGAGAAAUUAAACAAUGUAUCUAUUUUUAUUCAUUUGCAUGAUAUGCCCUGGUUGCGAGUGGACUAAACUGGAUUAUGAUGUAAUUUGCUAAUAUAAUUUACACUAUACGCACCCAGAUCACUUUAUCUAAAUAAAGUGGUCAUGCAGUGGUUAGGGUGUCAUGCACUCAGGGCUGGAGCAAAGAUUUUUGACUACAGAGGCGAAGACACAUUUUGACGCCCCCUCACCUCUCUCCCUCAAAAAAUGCAUCUUCACCUCUGUGUCUCGUAGCCCUCCUUUUAAAUUUCUUACCCCCAUUAGUGUUUCAUAUCCACUCUCUUGAAUGUCUUACCCCUUUGUGGACCCUUUAGUGUAUCUCCUACAACCCCUCUUAUGUAUUUCUUACUUCAGCACCAGUCCCUUUCUGUCUCUUUCUCCCCUACAGCCCCUAUCUAUCUCUCUUUUUCUCCCAUAUAGACAUAGAUACAGGCAAAAAUACACAUAUGGACAAAUACACAACCAUACAGACACACAACCAUGCAAGCACACAUACAUAGUUUUUCAGGCACACAGUCACAAAGAUAUACAGACACACAGUCAUAAAAGGCACACAAACAAACAGUCAUACAAUCUGCACAUACAGGUACACUGUCAUACAAACACAGACAUACAUUCCUACAGACACAGGCACACAGAGAAAUACAGACACAGACAUAAAGAAACAUAGAGAUAGGCAUAUAGAGACAUACAUAUACAGUGAUACAGAGACAUACAUAUGCAGACAGUCAUAAAGAGACAUACAGACAAGGCAUACACAGACAUACAUACACAGACAAACAAAGAACCCUGCACAAUGAUACCUUGUAAAUACUCCAGCCAUCCACAGUGGUGGAUGCUCCGUGUCAGGUGGACAUCGCUGGAUCCACCAGUAAAGUCUUCAAAAGGAAUAAACGCAGGCAACACUCCAAUAGUAAGGAUGGUAUAUUUAUUGGUAGGUGAACCACCCCAUAGAAAGUGCAACGUUUCGGCUCUGCAGAGCUUUAAUCAUGCAAUAAGGCUCUGCUGAGCCGAAACGUCGCACUUUCUAUGGGGUGGUUCACCUAUCAAUAAAUAUACCAUCCUUACUAUUGGAGUGUUGCCUUUAUACUUUUUGAAUACAUACACAGACAGUCAUACAGAGGCAUAAAGAAUGUAUGGCUCUGUAUGACUGUCUGUGUAUGUAUGUCUGUGUAUGUGCACAGGGUGGCUAAAAGAUAGAUCCCCAUCUGCCGUGCAACUUCAACAAUGCUUUGAAAGCUGGGGCUCUACCGAUUCCUGACAGACAUACAGAUACACACAAACACUGACAGACACACAGAUAAACACACACUGACAGACAUACAGAUACACACUGACAGACAUACAGAUACACACAAACACUGACAGACAUACAGAUAAACACACACUGACAGACAUACAGAUACACACUGACAGACAUACAGAUACACACACACAGACACACUGACUAAACCCUCAUGAAGAGGCAGCCUACUAUCUAUGAGUCUAAUUAUUGACUAAUCACAAGUAUUCAUAUUCUUAAAACAGCUUGCUAUUCUCAGUGUCCCUUUGGCACUACCUCCCGUGAAGAUUCUUUUAAUGUUUCCGUUGGAACUCUUAUGGCUUAUUCUAGUAUUUCUUCUAAAUAUAUUUUGAUUUCAGGUAUAAAUGGACUUCCUGGUCUUGAUGGACUACCAGGUCUACCUGGACUCAAAGGUAAGUUGCUGAAGGUUCUUGCAGUCUUUCCUGGGUUUUUGGCAUGCUCCUGGUCUCAGCAAUACUUUGUAGUGGAUAAAAUGUAGGCUUUAAAAGAUAUGGCAUGGCAUGAUAUCUGAAUAGAUGAAAGAACAAAAAAAAAUUCAAAAAGAAUUGUCCUGAUUCCUUUGUGGAUUUCUGAAAUAAUUAGCUUUGUUGGUGACACUGGAAGAAAUCUAUUUAAAUAUGAUGUCUGGUGAAAAGGAUCACAUGGCCUCAUAACAUACUCUUUAAGAGUCUCCGUUGUUGACAGUGCUGGCUAGGAUAUUAAUUGAAUUAAUAUGUUGCAUUACACAUAACUUAACACAGUGUGGCGAAAUGUACCUUCCACUAUACUGCUUAUGUUUUAAACAUUUGUGCAUGUUCUAGCGGCAUUGGUUAUUUGUUUUUCAUUGCAUUCGGGUAGGGAAGGAAGGUUUUGGGUUAUAUGUCUGAGACAGACAUAAUUUACACAAUCCAGUGAUAUUUGGGAAUCUGCAAGCUACAAGCAAAUUUCUUAGAAACACCCGUAAGCAAAAUAUUUCAUGAUCCCGCCUGUUAUGUUUAAUGUUGAUAAUUGUCUGAUUUUUUUAUUAGGUAUUGUAAGCCAAAGGAUUCAGUAUAAUGUUUAAUCUCACCUACCUGAAUUUUUUUUCCAAAAGAAAGAAAAUGAAUGAAAUUUAGAGUUGUAUUUUUAUUUUAUUUAUUUUUUAAUUAUUCAACCAUGAAAUUAAUUUUUUGGCCAAAAUAGGCUAUAAACAUAUUGCAACUCAGCUACUUUUUUAUAUAAAUUGUGCUUUCCUCAUAAAAUUAAUACUCUCUGGUGAAUUCCCAGAAAUGACCAAUUUAGUGCAUAACUCUGAAAGUUUAGGUAAGUAUGAAACCAUAGAAUAAUUAAGAGAUGGACAUAUUACUAACAUGACCAUCGCAGAGUUUAUAAUAUCUACUCUAUGCUUCCCAGGUGACAGUGGACCCAGUGGAUUGCCUGGAGUUCAAGGUAAAGAAUAUUCACCCGACUAUUGCUUAAUAAAGAUAAUUCACAUCGGUUGAAUCGGUUUAACCAUUUCAAACAAUCACCCGAGUCCUUCUACCUUGUAGUUUGAAUGAAAUGUUGGAGUGCAUGGGGCCCUUUUGGGACAGGGUCCAGACUCACGUCUUCUUUAAAUGUUCUGUAUGGUGUUUUGCCCUUAAUGUUUUAGUAUGAGUUAAUGUCUGUGAGAUUUAAUGAAGGUAUUAUCCCAGACCUGUUACCCAGCUUGCUAAGUGCCCAGAAGGACAUGAUUCAGGGCAGUCCUUUAAAAGGUGGGGAGAUGAUUCCAGUUCUCCCUUCUUGUGAAGUAAGAUAAAUUUGGUUAGUUUCCCCUAUCAUUCCCUUAUAAUAUUUGGCAGAAGUUAUUACUGUAAGCAACAGAAAACAAUUGAAUUGUGUUUUUUUGGUUUCCACACGUUUAUCUCAUAUGGCCAUACGAGAUAAUCUGGUAAGCAUUAAUGAUGAUAAUGUAAAAGGAACUGCUGCCCAAGCUGAUAGCAGCCACACCAUAGCUGGCAUUAGUAGCCUAUUAAAAGCAAUAUUCAUGGUUUUAUGAAGGAGCUGUUAUGAGACGAGAGAUAGGGCUUGCAGAAUAUGCACAGGUCCAGGGUGCCGACAAAGUGAAAGUUCCUGAAUGGGAUGGGGAAAACAUGACCUUUGCUUGGAACAUAACAUCAGGAUGUAAAUAAAUUGUGUGGAAUGCGACAGUGAAUUGAUACAUAAAUAAAGAAUAUACCCAUAUAAAAGUGAUUCCAGCUGUCAAUAUAAGAGAAAACACUGACAUAGGGCAAUAUAGUUGUACACAGUAUCUAUUAACGCAAUAGAAGGUUAAUCAUUAUUGCAUCCCACUCACAUUUUAUAUGAACCUGUACAUGACUGGCUCAAGUAAACCAAUGUGGGAUGGUAAAGUUCCUUGAUUGAAUCUUCUGAUGUUGAAUCCUCCCAAAAUGAGAAUGACAAGCACCAAGUUAACAUAGAGUACACACAUGUAUUAAACAACAACGUAACAGUCUUAUAUUGCAGAAAGUAAGGUGUAGCAUAAAAGUCCUUCAAGUCCCAAAUAUACCACACCGUGUUUCAGCUGCUGUGCCUUCCUCAGGUAAAUAUUGACAAAAACAACGGCACUUCUCUUAUAUUGACAGCUGGAUUCACUGUCACAUACCACACUUAUUAUUGGUUUUAUGUGUUUAUGGUACACAAGUGCACUGCCCACCAUUUGUUAUUGUGUUUUUCAUCAUCAAUUUGCAAAAUGUAGUGGUCAAUUUCACAGUGGAGUUCAGCAGGACUGACUUGUCUUGUCCAUACAGCGCCUUUACGUUACUCAUUUUUUUUGUUUUUAUUGCAUGUAAAUAGAUUGUGUUGUAUGAUCAGAUUCUAUGAGAUGUGUGCAAAGUUUAUUAUUCAAUACUACAUUCAAUAAAUCUCUAUAGCAUUUCUAUAGUUCCAACAUAUUCCACAGUACUUUACUAUUAUAAAAAGGAGAUGUUUAUAGGUGAAGAAGACUAUGAUGAAACAAGCUUACAAUCUAUGAGGAUUUGAGGUAGGCGCACAUAUAUAUCGCUACAUGUUUUGCCCAAAUACACUUACUGGUGAGGUGGCCUGACCAGGAUUCAACCACUGCUGCAACAUCAUAAUAAGAAAAAUAUUAAUCUAUGUAACCAGAAACCAGACAUUAGUCUUUGCAUCAUACUUGGUCUUCAUAUCCCAUAAUUCAAAAUCAAGUAUGUAUAUGUUUCGAGAUUAAUUUACCACUCGAGAUUCAGUACAAUCUUGAAAAUGUAGAAGCUGUAUUUUUAAUGUACAUUAUAGCCCAGAUUUAUAUUCUAUAUUUAUCCGCACAGGUGAAAAAGGAGAUCUUGAGGAAUCAGAUUGCGUCAACGAAUCUAAAGGUAAGACUUUUUUUCUUUAAGUACAAUUAUAUAGAAUUCUAUAUGAGCCCCGAAAGUGUUCUCUGCAAAAAUGUGACAAUUUAUAAUUUCCAAAUAACCUGACUGCUGCAAACUUUGCAACUCACUUCACUGAUAAGAUUUCUGCAAUCGGGGAAUAGAUCUCUAACCUCUCUGUUAACUAUACCAAUACUUCCCCCAAGCCCGUUCCCUCCUCUGUUUUAUGCUCACUCGCAUCUGCUAUGCCAGAAGAGGAUUUUACUCUUCUUUGGUCCUCCUGCCCCUCCACCUAUUCUCUUGAUCCUAUUCCCUUAUAUCUCAUUCCUGCUCUGUUUCCUUCUCUUUCUGUGCCCCUCACUAAAAUUUUCAAUCUCUCAUUCUCCUCUGCCAUAUUUCCUUUAAGCAUGCAACUGUAAUCUUGAUCCUAAACAAGUUGACCCUUGACUCUGAUUCCCCAUCCAACUACCACCCUACAACAUAUGCCUCCAAUAUCCUUGAGAGAGUUGUGCAUGCGAGAUUGACCUACUCAACCUUAAAUCUAAUCAGUAUGGAUUCUGCGUCAAUACGGCCCUGACCAAAGUAUCCAACAAUUUAAUUGCUGCUAAAUCCAGUGGUCACUACUCUCUUCUAAUUAUCCUUGAACAUUCUUUCAAUCAUCAACAACUUCUUCUCAUCCUCGGUAAUCUUGGUCUACAAGAUACUGCUCUCUCCUGGUGCUCCUCCAACUCUUCCAGUGCUCUUUCAGUCUUUCUUAUUCUGACAUUUCCUCUUCUCCUGAAUUCCUUUAUGUGUGUUUCCACAAGGUUCUGUCCAUGAUCUCCUACUGUUCUUGAUUAAUACUGUCUCCCUUGGUAAACUCAUCAGCGUCUUUGGCUUCCAAUAUAAUUUCUAUGCGGAUGACAUGCAAAUCUACCUGUCCUCUCCCAUGCCUCAGACAGCCUCUCUGCUAUUCCUAACUGGACGGCUGCUCAUUUCCUUAAAUUUAACCUGUCCAAAGCAGAACUUCUCAUCUCUCCUCCCUCAAGUGUUUCUACUCCUAUGUCUGUCUCCCUUAAAGUCAAUGGCGAUUCCAUCCGCUCUACCUCGUGGGAUCUCUGCCUAGGUGUUCCCUUUGACACCAACCUCUCCUUCACCCCUCAUGUUCAGUCAAUCAACAAAUCCUGCUGCUUCUUUCUCAAAAACAUAGCUCAUCCCAUAUCUAACAUCAGUGGCAACUGAGGUGCUUGUCCAAUGUGCAAUUCUCUCUCGCCUUGAUUACUGCAAAUCGCUUCUCGUUGUUUUACGCAUUCUCACUUUGCCCUACUAUAAUCUAUAAUGAAUGCGGUGGCGAGCCUCAUCUUCCUGUCCACCUGCACCUCCCAUGUCUCCCCCUCUGUCAGUCCUUACACUGGCUUCCCAUAAGAUUUGGGGCUGAAUUAAAAAUUCUGGUACUUGCUUACAAAUCUCUAAAUAAAUAACACUGCUCCUACCUACUUAUCCUCACUAAUACACAAGUAUGUCCCAUUCAGCCCCUACACUCUGGCUGGACCUAUGAAACCCCCCUUCAAGACUUCUCUAGGGCUGCAGAGUUACUAUGUAACUCCCUUCCCUGCUCCAUUCUCUCACGCUGUCUCCAUUCCUUUAAACGAUUGUUGAAAAUUAAUUUCUUUAGGAAAGCAUAUCAAUUAAACUGCCUUCCCUCCCUUCAUCUUAGUAACCGACCUUGCUUCCUCUCCUGCAACUGUGUCAUAAAAAAAACAAAAAACUAAGCAUUCAUUGUAAACAGCAACCUACUUUUCCCGUACAUUAAAUACAUCCUUCCCUUAUCUCUUGUGUCUCUAUACCCCAGCUCUCUCUAGAAUGUAAGCUGGUUUGAGCAAGGCCCUCAACCCUUAUGUUCCUGUGCGUCCAACUCAUCUUGUUGCAAAUACUUGUCCAUUAGUCCACCCAUUGUACAACGCUGAGGAAUUUGUUGUGGCUUUAACAAUAAUACUAAUAAUUAUUUAUAGUUUCAUUAAUAAAUUGCAGAAAAAAAACAUUAAUAAUAGUAAAUGUUUCCAUGUUGGUUAUUUUGGCCUAGAUUUUAAUACAAGCCACAGGACAUUUCAAGAAAAAGCAUCCACUGUUUUUCAAUAGCAUUUGUGUAGUCUGCUUUUUGAGAAAUCCAGUAUGAGUUGUAUCUGUUUUUCUUUUAGGUCCUCAAAAUUGUUUAGAACUUCUCAACAGCGGUUUCACUCUUACUGGCUGGUACACCAUAUACCCAGAGGAGGGGAAACCGCUGACUGUUCUAUGUGACAUGGAAACUGAUGGUGGAGGAUGGAUUGUAAGUACUGAGACUUAAACACACACAUUCUUCUUAGGAGAGCAGUUAUAAGAAAAUGGUGAGGGGAGGACCUAUCAAAUUCUAUGUGCAUGAACAUUGCUCCUACCUACUUCCUCCCUAUUUCCUCCUACCAGAUGGUAAAGCUUCCAUGUCUUACUUUGCGAUUUUGUCUGAAGAUAUGUCUUGUGAUAUGUGAUCUAUUUCACUGCAUACUUAUUGCACAAUGUACUUAAAAAGGACAUAUGAGCACCAUAAAAACUUCAUCAGAACAAAGUUGUUAUGGAGCCAGGACAUCUUUGGUGCCGGCUUAUCUUUAAGGGUUGAACCAUUCGUCCAGUUUAAAGAAUCUCAGACAAGCAGAAGGACAGUGCUGAGCUAAAUGGCGCUGGAGAGAAGACAUUGGGAUUAAUCCAUUUGUGAACAAUUUAAUUCCUGAAGGUAAGCCAGCACAAGGGUCCUCCUAGCACCACAACAACUUGAUUCUGAUACAUUUGUUAUGGUGUCCAGAGUGUUCCGUUAACUUAACAAGCAAUGGUAUUACAAAAUGUUCAAAAUAGGUAAACUUAAAUGUAAACUAGUUAACCUCGUCUAAUGUUUUCUUGAUAUUGGGUUUGCAAAGUGUCAAUAAUAAAUAUUAAUUCUGCUUGAUCCAGAACAUUCAAAAAAAUAAAUCUAUUCUUUCUCUUUCAGGUUUUUCAGAAACGAAGUGACGGCUCUUUGGAUUUUUUCCGGGACUGGGAAAGCUACAAAAAAGGGUUCGGCAGCCAAUUCAGUGAAUUUUGGCUCGGAAACAAUAACAUCCACCGUCUAACAGCAAAAGGUAAAAUAUCAUGUUCGCAUCUAAAGCUCACUUUCCUAAAUGCCAAAAGAGAUAAGAUAAAAUUGGUGAAAUUUAGGUAGUCAGACCGAAAACUUUUUUUUUUCUAAGUCGUGUGCCUACUUUGCUUUUGGCUAAAUCUGCCAAAUCAGCCACUCUUACAUCUGAAAAUUAUAAUAGAAUUGUGUAUUUUACCUAUAACAUUAAUAUAUAUAUUUACAUUGUAGGUAAAGCAGAAAUGACUCCUGGGAAAAAAAAUGUAGACAGAUCCCUGAAGCUUAAAAACUGUAUGCAUGUUCUGUAAAAUAUAUAUAAAAAAUAUUAAUAUCAAAAAUCAUAUGAAAUUAUAUAUUCACUAUUUUAAUAUAUACAGGCACUCCUUACUUACCAACCAAGUUCCGUUCCUACGACUAGGUCAUCAAGCAAAUUGGUCUGUAAGUAAGGACCCCUCAGACCGACGUGACAACCAAGUCUCCUAUACGCUAGAGAGAAGGUUUAUGUUCAUGUUCGGGGAAUUCCCUUGAACAUAGACCAGUUCACUAGUGUGGAGAAUCCCUCAAAUCUAUGUUCGGGGAAAAUUCCCUUAAACAUAGACCAGCGCGUUAGCACAGGGAAUUGAGGAAACAUAGAACAUAGAUUUGAGGGCAUUCCCGGGACUCAGAUUCGGGGAUUCCCCACUCUAUGGAGUUGGUCGUAUGUCUAAGCAGUCAUUAAACUGGUAAGUCGUUAACUGAGAAAUACCUGUAAUUUUAAUAAGACACGUGCUUGUAUUUUAUAUAAUUUAUGCUGAAAAUAGAAAUAGCAUGCGCGAGCUUUGAGCUGUUCCUGUUUUUCUCAGGAGCAUGAGAACCAAGCUAAUCAACAGAGAAAUGCCCGGUGGGCCGCGGUGGCCGUGGGGCCGAGGCCGGCAGGGAGAUCACAGGAUCUCUCCUGCCGGUCUUUGCAGGGCCGGCGCUAUCUGAACGCCGGCCCUGCAGUAGUCUACAGCGGGCCGGUGGGGAGAUCAGAGAUCUCCCUCACCGGCCCACAUGCAGGAUAGUGCGGCCGCCGGGGGAGAGAGGGAGGGAGCCAGCCUGCCAGCAGAGGAACCCGGCGGAGCUUUAACUUACAGCUCCGCCGGGUUCCUCUCGCGAGAUUCGGAGCGUUGCCAUGGCAACGCUCCGGGUCUCGCGAGAGUGAACUCUAGCCCAACAGGCUAGAGUUCACUCACCACUUGGACCACCAGGGAUGGAUGGUGGCAGGAGUAGCAGGAUCCCCCCUCCCAGGCAUAAGGUAAGCAGGGAGGGGGGAUAUCAGCAGGGCACAUAACACUCCCAGCACCCUCACUCACACACACACACUGCACCCCUGACACUCACACACACACACUGCACCCCUGACACUCACACUCACACACACACACACUGCACCCCUGACACACACACACACACACUGCACCCCUGACACUCACACACACACACUGCACCCCUGACACUCACACUCACACACACACACACUGCACCCCUGACACACACACACACACUGCACCCCUGGCCUCACUCACACACACACACACACACACACACACUGCACCUGACACUCACACACACACACACUGCACCCCUGACACUCACACACACACACACUGCACCCCUGACACUCACACACACUGCACCCCUGACACUCACACACACACACACACUGCACCCCUGACACUCACAUCACCCUCACACACUGCACCCCUGACAAGCACAGCACCCUCACACACUGCACCCCUGACACGCACAGCACCCUCACACACUGCACCCCUGACACGCACAGCACCCUCACACACACACUGUACGUCUGACCCUCACAGCACACACACUGCACGUCUGACCCUCACAGCACCCUCACACACACACUGCACGUCUGACCCUCACAGCACACACACUGCACGUCUGAGACUCACAGCACCCUCACACACACACACACACACACACUGCACCCCUGACACGCACAGCACCCUCACACACUGCACAUCUGACACAGCACAAACAAAAUGCACCCCUAACACUCAGAGCACCCUCACACACACACACUGCACCCCUGACACACACAGCACACACACUGCACCCCUGACACUCUCAGCACCCUCACACACACUGAACGUCUGACACUCACAGCACACACAAAAUGCACCCCUAACACUCACAGCACCCUCACACACACACAUUGCACCCCUGACACGCACAGCACACACACUGCACCCCUGACACUCACAGCACCCUCACACACACACACUGCACCCCUGACACGCACAUCACACACCCUCACUUACACACACUGCACCCCUGACACUCACAGCUUCCUCACAUGCAUACACUGCACUCUCACACACAGCUUCCUCACAUGCACAUAGCACCCUCAUGCAAACACAGCACCCACUCACACACAGCACACACACACUGCACCCAUCACACACACAGCACCCUUACCCACAUAGCACCCUCACGCAAACGCAGCACCCAUCACUCACACACACACUACACCCCUUACACACACACACACACACACACAGAGCACCCUCACACACACUGCGCAAUAUGCUUUCCUGGCAUUUUUGUCUCCUGGUAUCCCAACUAUGGAGACACCAGAAACAAAUUUCAAGCAAACACAGUGCAAGCAUGUUAUUAAAUUUGCUUGCGCUGUGCAGAACAAAUACAGGGUAUUUUUCUCAUGCCAGAGCUCUUCAGCAGAGCUCUGCGCAUGGUCUACCCUGGAAGAGCAUUGAACCAACAUGCUCACUUUGUGAUGGGGCGUGCUUGUCAUUGGUGAUGACAAAACACACCCUAUCUGGCCCCGCCCCCUUUUUAGUGGGCUGCUGUAAUUAAAAAAUGCCCGGGCCGAAUUUUCUUCCCAGUCCGGCCCUGACUGUGUCUAUACAGAGUCUACCUUGCUAACCCACACCUACAACAUUUCAUAUGGACAGAGAGCAGUACUUUAAUUGUAAUCAGGGGCUGGGCUGGUCUGAGAAAUUUUUCAGGAUUUACUAAUAAUUUAUACAAUAAAAUGUAAUUUAUAACAAGAACAAUGUAUGUUAUUUACACAGAAUGAUUUCUAAACACAUUUAUUUAUAAAGACACAAACCUGGGAGUAUUUUUGCUGUGGAGCUCUGUUAUACACUCAGACACAUUACUGGGAGUAUUAUUGCUGUGGAGCUCUGUUAUACACUCAGACACAUUACUGGGAGUGUUAUUGCUGUGGAGCUCUGUUAUACACUCAGACACAUUACUGGGAGUAUUAUUGCUGUGGAGCUCUGUUAUACACUCAGACACAUUACUGGGAGUAUUAUUGCUGUGGAGCUCUGUUAUACACUCAGACACAUUACUGGGAGUAUUAUUGCUGUGGAGCUCUGUUAUACACUCAGACACAUUACUGGGAGUAUUAUUGCUGUGGAGCUCUGUUAUACACUCAGACACAUUACUGGGAUUAUUAUUGCUGUGGAGCUCUGUGAUACACUCAGACACACCAACAAUAUGACAUUAGGAUAGAAAAGGGAUUUGGGUCCAAAAUAGGGACUGUCCCUUCUAAAUAGGGACACUUGGGAGCUAGCCACACAUCAUCCAGUCACUGUAGGAGCAUUAACACUAAUCUGUUUUAUACCCAGAAAUCCACACAUAUAGAGAGAGUCACACAUCAAGCUGUGCUACCAUUUAAUCAGUCUGGUUCAUGUGCUGUGAACUAGUGAAGUGAUAAUUUUUUACCUCCCAUGAAAUAUUUAGUAAAUUAUAUAACAUUAUCCAGUGUGGAGUUCAUGGCAGAGACUUGAUCAUUUAAGUAUUUAAAUCUUAUUAUUGACAGCUAUAAAGUGAUAUAAUCUUCCUGUUUAAUCAACAGGUUCGUUCAUGCUCCGUAUUGACCUAGCGGAUUUUGAGGGAAAUUCAACGUAUGCUACGUACAGAGACUUCUACAUUGAAAAUGAGUCUGAUAAUUAUGUUCUGCGUUACAGCAGCUAUGCUGGUGGUACUGCAGGUAACAAUUUGAAAUUAGGUGCCUAUUGUUAAUAAUGAUACAAUAACGUGAGGCAGUUUAAACGACCACGGUGUGUCCACUUAAUCGCAAUGAUGUAUCUCAAUGAAGUGGUCAAUGAGAUUGUGCUGAAUUAAUAAAAACACCUCUGCAGACUGUCAAACUCGGUUUUCAAACUAACGCUGCUCACAGAGUGUGUUUGAUUGGAGCAAAGAGGGAUUUUUUGCUGUACAUGCUUAUCUCGUCCCCAAUGCUUCCCUAAAAGAACAACUGAAUUGGAAGAGAUAGUGGAAGACGUCUGCAGGCAUUCUGAUGAAGGAGGAGAAGGAGUUGACAGCUGUAGCAGAGGUUAACUUUUAUUUAACUUAACUUUUUAGCAGCAAAAGGGGGUGGACAGACGUCCCAACAAUAGAAGGGAACUUAUCAUGAAUUUUUUUUUGGGGGUGGGGACUAUAAAUUCCCUUUAAUUAGAGUCUUCAAAUAUGUAAUUUAAUACGACUUUGAAAUCCUGAGAGUGCAAGAGGAAUCCUGAACAUCUCUCACUGGAGAAAUAUUAAUAAUAAGGACCGACUGGGACAUGAUUUAACUUGUCCUCUUCUUUAUGGCUGUUUAUUGACCAUGUCAAUAUGCUCUUCUCUGUUAUUUAGGUAAUUCCUUGGGAAUUGAAAAAAAUCAGGCAUUCUCAACGAAAGAUCGAAACAAUGACAAGUCUCCUAAAAACAUGGAAAGCUGCGCCAAUUACUUCAAAGGAGGCUGGUGGUUUGAGUCUUGCCAUUUUUCCCACCUGAACGGGGAAUACCUGAAAGGUCCCCACAAAAUCAAGGGUAAAGGAAUCAUCUGGCACUCUUUCCACGAUAGUUUCUACUCGUUAAAAGCCACCGAAAUGAAAUUCCGUCCUGAGAAGUGA